CAAUACUUUGUUUCGAUUGAUUACUCCCAACUUAAAAACAUAAUAUAUUGAUUAAUUACUAUUUCCAGUCAAUUAUUUUAUUUCCUAUUUUCAUAACCGUCUCCUUGUAAUAUUUUGUAUUAAAAAUGUCUCUAACAUGUAUACCUCGCCCAUAUCAACAACAACAUAUACAUUGUAUUUGUAUAAUAUACUUUUUGUGAUUCUACCCAAGUUCUCAAUUCUAUUAUUCAUAUAAAAAGCGCUUACACUUGGUUUACCAUUAUAAUUAAUGCUUGUUUGUAAUUAUCUUAAUUAAUAAUUUUACUGUAACUUAUAGGAUAUAGUUUAAUAGUCUGUAAGUUAUUGUUUCGCUAAAAAAUUAAUAAAAGUAACAAUGGGUGAUGUCACUGCAGCAAGUGCUCCUACUGAUGACUUAAAUAACUCUGGAUCAUCUUGUUCAUCAUCUUCAUCAGAUUCUGAUGGGGAAUCUAGUAGUUCAUGUUCUAGUUCUAGCUCAUCUUCAUGUUCAGAAACUCCAAAUAAAAAGUGUGAUGCUGAUUGUACUGGAUGUGAUGAAGAUAAUACACCAAUAAAUGGUCAAUUAGAUUGGCUAGUUUGUCAAUUAUGUCUACACAAAGUUAAAACUCCAUUACAGUUGAAACAACACAUGCGCAUGCAUACUGAACAUAAAGUACAUCGCUGUGCCAUUUGCAAUAAAUCAUUCGAACAAGCUACUCGCCUUGAAAAACAUAUAGCUAUACAUUGUGGUACAGAUUCUCGUUAUGAAUGUGCACUGUGUGGAAAAGUAUACAAACUUCGCACACAAAUUGUUAGUCAUAUUGCAGCCCACAAAAAACAAAAUGCUGGCCGGCGUAUAUCUUACACUUGUCCUAUUUGUACAAAAAAAUUUUCAAAUAAGUCAAAACUCAGAGAACAUGUAUCUGGGCAUGAAAAUGGUACUUUGCACUCAUGUGAUGUUUGUGGACGAACUUUCAAGUUGAAUUCCUAUUUAGUUGUACACAAAAGAACACAUGAAAUGAAUGUUUCCUAUACUGGAGAUAAGCCAUUUACAUGUGCAUUGUGUAGCAAGUCUUUUUUGAGCAAAAGUAAUUUAGACUUGCAUAUGCUUGUACAUAACUAUGUUAAAAAAGCUUCAUAUAGUUGUGAAAUCUGUGGGAAAAUAUUCAUGCGCAAGUAUAAUUAUGAUGCUCAUAUAAAUAUUCACCAAUAGUUAGUAAGUUUAGUGUUAAAUUUUAGUUAAAUAACUUGGGUUUUUAAUAGCACUCUUUUGUAGUAAACUGAAACUGUGUUUAUUAUAGUGGGUUUUACAUUUAC
This is a messenger RNA of Daktulosphaira vitifoliae (grape phylloxera), 1314 nucleotides long. Its product is annotated as zinc finger protein 626-like. Gene Ontology annotation, biological process: regulation of transcription by RNA polymerase II. Gene Ontology annotation, molecular function: DNA-binding transcription activator activity, RNA polymerase II-specific; RNA polymerase II cis-regulatory region sequence-specific DNA binding. The transcript has 2 exons. NCBI's taxonomy places the organism in Eukaryota, Metazoa, Arthropoda, Insecta, Hemiptera, Phylloxeridae. Bases 374 to 1210 code for a protein of 278 amino acids. Gene Ontology annotation, cellular component: nucleus. The record is from RefSeq and is a predicted model, not a curated record.